Messenger RNA from Nicrophorus vespilloides, 1984 nucleotides. RefSeq names its product protein wntless-like. The record is from RefSeq and is a predicted model, not a curated record. Gene Ontology annotation, molecular function: Wnt-protein binding. The transcript has a single exon. Gene Ontology annotation, cellular component: organelle membrane; endomembrane system. Gene Ontology annotation, biological process: Wnt signaling pathway; intracellular protein transport; Wnt protein secretion. Bases 183 to 1808 code for a protein of 541 amino acids. Lineage: Eukaryota; Metazoa; Arthropoda; Insecta; Coleoptera; Silphidae.
CUUUCUACCUGCUCUCCAUCACUGUCUGCAGGCGGAUGGAUUGCGGCAUUGUUCAAAGGCAAUCCGGUUGUGGCGCUCAACGGUGUCUUUCAGUGUUUGGCGCGGUGCAAAUGGCGGCUUGAGCGACGCAGAAUCUUUUACACCAAAUAACUAGUGCUGUUCUACAAAAAAAAUCUUCAAAGAUGCCCGGUACGAUUCUGGAAAACUUGAGCGGAAGGAAGCUGAGUGUUCUGGUGGCCGUAUUCCUUAUCGGUCAGGUAAUAUGCUUUCUUAUUGGUGGCUUAACAGCACCGGCACCGGCGAGUACCAUGACCAUCCUUUCCACGGCAUGCAUCGAUCCGCAUCCUGAAAAUACAGAUCCCAGCCGAUGGAUAGCCAGAGACUGCAAGCAGAAAGUUGAGCUGAGCCACAGGGAUAAGAUUAUUGAUAAACACAUCACAGCCAAAGAUAUUGUGUUUGUUGGCGCGAUGCCUUUAGGGAUGCCUCGGUUGGAUUUCUCUCGCUGGCAGCAGAAUCUUGUCGGUGUCAUCCAGAUAGAUUUAUUGUAUGAGAAGGAAUUAAAAUUGGAGCCGUCCAUUGAACUGACGCUGAACGCGAGGCUCUUCUACAAAAACAAAGGGGAUACGGAGUGGAAGUACUAUAGUCAUGCGGAGGAGAAACGUUUGAUGGAUUGUAGCUUCGAUUACGUCGAAGACGCUAACUCUGAGGGGUAUCCUUAUAAUUGCACUACCGUUCCCUUGUUCGAAUUGGGCUCGUUGCAUCAUGAUUAUUACAUGCUGAACCUGCGUCUUCCAGCCGAUAAGAAGAGGAACAAUAUUGGAUGGAUCAGCGAUAUACAUUUGCAUGUUAUUCAUAUGAAUGGAGGCUUUACAAGGGUUUGGUUGAGCAUGAAAGCCGUCUUCUUCCCGAUUAUUUUGGCUAUAAUGACAUGGUUCUGGAAUCGUGUACACAUUCUGCAAAGAACUCCAGCUUUAUUAGAGUACAUGCUCAUAUCAUUAGGCGGAACAUUGGCAUUCUUGGAUCUACCAUUAGAGUUCUUGACUCUUUUCUUCGAAAUGCCGUACAUGCUUUUGCUGGGCGACAUUCGCCAAGGGAUUUUCUACGCAAUGCUUCUAUCCUUUUGGCUUGUCUUCGCCGGAGAGCACAUGCUGAUCAACGAUCAAGGAGAGAAGAACUCUUUGCGUCUCUACUGGAAACAUCUUAGCGCCAUCGUCAUCGGAUGUACUUCAUUACUGAUCUUCGACUUGUGCGAGAGAGGCGUUCAACUCCGAAAUCCGUUCUACUCGAUUUGGGUUACACCGGUCGGAACUAAUCUGGCCUUGUCUUUUAUCAUUUUAGCUGGAAUCUCGGCUGGAAUUUAUUUCAUCUUCCUGUGCUACAUGAUUUGGAAUGUGUUCAGGAACAUAAGCAUCAAACGCGCCGUCCUUCCAAACAUGUCUUCUGCUCGGAGAUUGCAUUACGAAGGCAUCAUUUACCGCUUCAAUUUCCUUAUGCUCGCCACAUUGAUUUGCGCCGCAAUCACCAUCGUCUCCUUCAUCCUGAGUCAGAUCAACGAAGGACAACACAAAUGGGACGACAGCAUGGACAUUGAACUCUCCUCCGCGCUCUUCACCGGAGUCUACGGCAUGUGGAAUAUCUACAUAUGCGCUAUGCUUAUCCUUUACGCUCCAAGCCACAAGCAAUGGCCUUCGGAUCCUAUUUGUGGAGAGAACGGAGAAGAGGUAGAAUUCAAUCGGUUGCCUACUGAUUCCAGCCCCAACGAAAUAUCCUCCCUCACGUCCUUCGCAAGUAAAGCAGCCAUAGAAUAAAAUUUAUAUAUUUGUAUUUUUAUUUCUCGUAAUGUUUAUAAACAGUAUAAAAUAGUGAUUAUUGUGAGAAUCAAAACUUUUCUACCCAGUAUUAUUCGUCGUGAUGUAAUUUAAUAAUUAUUUUAAUAAUUUAUUAACAAUUUUUACACCCGUAAUAAAUAUAUUUAUGUAUUAAA